AUGUCAGAUAGAAGAAGAAUACUCGGUCCAUCAAACGUAAUAGUCCCAAAUAUACCACCCCUCCCAACAACCGUCUCCCCCGCAUCACCAUCCAAAAAACCAUCCUCCGCAAUCCCACCUUUCUUUCUCAAACAUGGCCUCAUCAAAAACGCCAACGGGUCCGCCUAUCUCGAAUGCAACAACACAAUAAUCCAAGUGUCAAUCUUCGGCCCCCGUCCAAUCCGAGGCUCAUUCAUCGAUCGUGCCAGUAUAUCCGUCGAAACCAAAUUCCAACCCCAUAUCCUCCCCCAACCCCAGGGAGAAUUAUUUAAUAUCCUGCCAAAUCAGGUGAAAUGGACAGGGAUGACACAUAUAGAACAACGAAUUAGUAAUUAUAUCGAGACAUGUGUUUUGAGUUGUUUGAUAUUGGAGAAAUAUCCCAAAUCGGCAAUUGAUGUUAAUAUAAGUGUGAUUUCUAUUGAUGAGGAGGAUGUUUUGAAGAGAGGGGGAAAUCAAGGGUUGCUUUGGUUGAUUGGGUGGAUUAGUUGUUGUGUUUCGCUUGCGUUUGUGGAUUCUGGGAUUGAGAUGAAGGAUUUGAUUACUUCUGGACAAGUGAAGUUAUGUGGUGGUAAUAAGGUUGUAAUUGGUGGGAAUGGGGAAGAAGAAGAGGAGGAAGAAGAUGGGGAAGGGAUUGAUGCUUUGGUUAGUUUCAUGAAUUUAAAGAAUGAUGAAAUUGUUGGUGUAUGGCUUGAGAGUAAUGAUCAAAAAGAUAUUUCGGUUGAUCAAACUAAUAAAGCUAUCGAAGAAUGUAAGAAUAUGUCAAGAACUAUACGAGCAAAUUUGAAUUCGUAUUUAUUAAAUUCAUUCUAA
Molecule: messenger RNA, 849 nt
Organism: Hemisphaericaspora subhashii
Lineage: Eukaryota; Fungi; Ascomycota; Pichiomycetes; Serinales; Debaryomycetaceae
Product: exosome non-catalytic core subunit
Exons: 1
Coding region: 1-849 (282 amino acids)
Biological process (GO): rRNA catabolic process; poly(A)-dependent snoRNA 3'-end processing; nuclear mRNA surveillance
Cellular component (GO): cytoplasmic exosome (RNase complex); nuclear exosome (RNase complex); nucleolus
Source: RefSeq, a predicted model, not a curated record